AUGGCGAAGAAAGCCAAGGGGGUGAUUCAUCUCGUAGACGUAGACGCGAGCAUCGGCCACGUCCUAAUCCACUUUCUGCACACAGGCGUCUACCAGACUCUUAAUGAAGAGGGAAGCGAGAAUGUCGAUAACAGUGUCGUCCGCAAUGAGUUCCAAAAAGCUGUGCUUACUCUCGAAGCCGCUAAGAAGUACGGCGUGCCUGGCCUUCAGGAAUUAGCCCAGUGCGCUAUCCGAGAGACAUUUGUUGCAGGGCCUCCCGAUGAACAUGCGUGGCUUCGGGACUACGUAUCAAAGAAAUUCCGAUGCACCUUUGAACAAGACCUUCCCGCACCAUCUGCACUGGACUUCUUCGAAAGCAUCGAAAGUCCUACGCUGACAAAGCUACUGGCUCAAAUAAUCGUUGGUCUGUACAGCGAGGAAGUAGAAAAGCUGCGCAAAGAGAUGACCGCAACUCGCAAAAUCUCAACACCAGAACGAGAUGGGACUCCAGGAUUCUGUUCACCUUAUCUACCAAACUCGCCUCCCAAGCGCAUCGCCGUGAUUUCUAACGCGUGGCCUGUGUCUGUAGAGAAAUUUGGAGCUUUCGAUGACUCGUCGGCUGCUUGGGAUCCUCAUAAUCUAGGCCAGAAUCAGAACAGCGUAUCGGAGGCUAGUACAGUUACAGUCUCGAUUCCAUGCAACCAGGAGGAGAGAAAAGAAGAGAUGCUGCACACCGUCGAAGAACACGCAGAAGCCAGCGCGGUACCUGGAACUCCUGAGGUAGAGGCGGAUCCGUAUGCGGGGCUCAGUAAGUCACAGACGAAGAAAUUGAAGGCUAAGUUGGAUAAGGAGGCAAAGUUGAAGAAAGAGGAGAACAUAAAGCGCCAGAUAGAAUGGGAGGCUGUCGAAAUCCUGCGACAAGAAGAAGACGCAGAACGGAUACGCCUAGAAGCGGAGUUGAAGAAGAUAGAGGAUGAAGAAGCCGCUGCUGUUGCUACCAAAGCAGAGGAGUGCAAGAAGGAGGAUGACGACAUCUGGGGUGACAGGAGUGGUGCAGUUUCGACCGUUACGAAGAAGAAGAAGGGCAAGAAAGCAGAGCAUAUACGUCUAGAAGAGCAAGAGGCAGAGCUUAUACUUCUAGAAGAGACGCAGGCAGAGUGUAUACGUCUAGAAGAAGAGGGACGUAUGCGCAUAGAAGAAGAAGAACGUAGGCGCAUGGAAGAAGAAGAAGCUGCCGCCACUAUUGCUGAAGCCGAGGAAGCUGAGUUGAAGAAAAGGGAGGAAGAGGAAGCCGCGUCAAAGCCCGCAGACUGGGGCGCUAGCAUUUGGGGUGAAGGAAAGAAGAAGAAGAAGAAGGAGACCACCAAAGAUAGGAGACUCCGUGAGAGGAAAGAGGAGGAAGAGCGUUUGGCCGCUGCCGCUGCUGAAGCCGAGGAAGCUGAGUUGAAGAAGGUGGAAGAAGACGAAGCUACCGCCGCUGCUACUGAAGCUGGUGUAAACGCCUUCGACGUAACGACCGAAAAGGGCGCUACAUCUAAUGACGAUGACUGUGAACUACGCUUGGAGCAUCUGUCUCGCGAUGAUGGAUGGAAGAACUGUAAGCCAUGCGAGCUCUACAUGCGGGAUAUUGCUAUCAAGCUUCAUUUAGUCGGGCUACCGAACGUAAAUGGCUUCAGUACAAUCAAUUGA
Parastagonospora nodorum SN15 is the source of this 1668-nucleotide messenger RNA. RefSeq lists its product as hypothetical. Bases 1 to 1668 code for a protein of 555 amino acids. Lineage: Eukaryota; Fungi; Ascomycota; Dothideomycetes; Pleosporales; Phaeosphaeriaceae. The record is from RefSeq and is a predicted model, not a curated record. The transcript has 2 exons.